Messenger RNA from Aspergillus calidoustus, 4689 nucleotides. The record is from the annotation of a GenBank genome assembly. NCBI's taxonomy places the organism in Eukaryota, Fungi, Ascomycota, Eurotiomycetes, Eurotiales, Aspergillaceae.
AUGGUCGAAGUGGCAUGGAACAGAAAUCCUAUCCCGGAUAAUCGGCCCCCAAAGGUUCAGUCCAUACCGGCCUCGAUGCCGGCUCAACCACAGAGCGCUGCGCAAUUCGAGGCUUGUGCGUCGACAGCUUCGCUGUUCUUAUACGCUCAAGGCUCCUCCGUCCUGUGCCUCCACCAUGACACUCUUGCUCUCGAGCGUCGGUUCGAGAAUCACAAGGACGACGUCGUCUUCAUCUCGGUGGAUAAUGUCAGUGAGCGCGGAGCUGGGCGGCUCGUGGUUAGUUAUGAUGCUAGCCGGACAGCGAUCAUCUGGGAUCUCUUUACCGGAAGUGUGAUUGCUCGGUUUGCUUCCUUCGAGGAAUUGAAAGCAGCUGCGUGGAUGCGGAAUGGCAACGUCGCUUUCGGAAACGAAAAGGGCGACGUAAUUCUUUUCGAGCCAUCCACUUCGGACAACGUUUCUUGUCGUACCAUCUUCGACCCCAUCACAGCUUUGGCACCCGCCACCGAUUGCCGAACCUACGCAAUUGGGUACCAAAAUGGAUCAAUUCUAAUCGCUACGUUAUUACCUACGUUUACCAUCCUGCAUACGAUGACCACCUCUCGCGGACCAUCGCCGAUAGUCUCAUUAGCAUGGCACGCAUCGUCAUCGAAACAGAAAUCUGACAUGUUAGCGACAAUGUCUGCCAAUGGAGACCUCAGAGUUUGGAGUGUUGCAAAACCGCCCGGCAAGGAGGCACCGCGGGUAAUUCGCAACCUAAAAAGAUCCGAUGCUUCAUCGUCAUCGGAGCCGAAAUGGAUGGCUUGGUCAAAGAAUGGAAAGAUUAUACAAUACCUGGAUGGUGAAACGUGGGCGUGGGAUGUCAAGACGAAGCACAUUAGCUACGAGCCCAUUCCGACAAUCGACAAUCCCCGCGGAAUUGCCAACUACGGACCAACUGCAGCUCUCUUUACACUCGGCCCUCAAUUCACAGUCCAACAGUAUGAGCUGGAAAACCCAGCAAUGGUAGCUAAUGUACAGCUCCCUCCCACGAACUCCAUGACAGCAGCUCUAGAUCAAAUGCGGGCUCGAACCAAGUCACCGCGGGCCUUGCAAGAUCCUCCGGAAAUGCGCGAGCCAACUUCAAUGUUCGCUUCCAGGCGUACUCCGUAUGAUCAGAGCGGAAUAGAGACGGUAAAACAACAGCGCGAGCAGCUGAGUAGUCCUGGAUCUUCUCGUGGUCGCGCGGCGUCGGUCAGCUCCAAGGCCUCUUCGGACAAGUAUAAGCCGAUUCCAUUCUCGCCUCCAAGCCGGUCCGCACAUACAGCGACCUCAUUCUCAUUAACAUCCGCUGGUGGCGGUAGAGAAACCCCGCAACCAUCCUAUGCGUAUGCUUCAUCAGUUUCGGUGUCGUCAAUGAAGAGCUCUCGGCCUGGGUCACGGUUAAGAAAUGAAGUCCAAUUCAGUCCGGCAGACAAGAACGUUGAUCUGUUUCCUUUUACGCGUGCACGUCUCAACGACGUACCGUAUAGACAUCAUCAGCCUCUCGAUGAGGCCCGUUUGACACCAGACGAUCUACGGCGACAAAUGCUAAGUAUGGUCUUUGGCUGGGACGGCGACAUUGAGGGUUUGAUCAAGGAUGAGCUAUACCGCCAUCCCCCAGGUAGCCCCGCUGCUAUUCUCCUCGCACAGUGGAUAGAAGAGUCAGAUACCGAUCAUAUGGUCUCAAUGAUAAAUAGCGGACCUACCUCGAUCACGGAUUGGAUGCUACUGGCGCUCAGCCAGAUGAAUGGUCAAGCCCAAGCGAACAGGGUCGGACAAGCAUUCGUCCAGAAGAUGCUUGAUAUUGGUGACGUCCACACAGCGGCCACUGUCUUGAUCGGUCUUGGGGAUCGGGACGAGGCUGUUGAGGUCUACGUCUCGCAAAACUACUACAUGGAGGCCAUUCUUAUGACCUGUCUCGUUAUGCCAACCGACUGGCAACGGCAAUCAUAUCUCGUCCGUCGGUGGGGAGAGCAUGUGGUAGCUCACUCGCAGCAACAGCUGGCAAUUCGCUGUUUUAUGUGCACCGGAGUUGAGCCGUCUGAUCCAUGGGCAUCGCCAGCAGUCCAUCAAGCGAACUUUGGCGAGAUCAUUCCCGGACGAUCCCCUCUCGCGUCACCGGAGCCGUUUCAAAACCCGGCUAACAUGCUGCAGCCAAACGUGCAAUCAAAAUCACCAGUAAACAGCCGGAACUCUCUCAAGGCUCCGUCGCUCAAGCUGAUUACCUCCUUCGACGGCCAACCGAACCAGCGGUUCCGCUUCCCCGGUCUCAAGUCCGAUGAUCGCACGCCCACAAAUGCUCCUGGAGUUACUCCGAUUGCUGAGUCUGUUGCGGGAGGUUCCGCAAUCUCGCCUGGAGGAUUCGGCUCGUAUAAGCUCAACAAUAUCCAGAGCCUUAACAAUGCCAUGAACUCUCGAUCGAAUACUCCCGGGUACCCUAAGCAGCGGUUACCGUCUAUUGGAGAAACGCCUGUCGAUGUUCAUCCGCCCACCUUCCUGUUCAAGGAGCAGCCCAAGAAACUAGUCGACUACGGAUCAACGUCGGAAAAUGAUGACACCAGCCAAGGUCAGCCUCCAGAGCAGGAAGAGGAUCUUGGUUUGCUGCCGUCGGCACGAUACGAACCUGAUGAGGCGUUCAAACCGAGUCCUCAGACAGCCGUACAGGCUACCGCGGACAAGUUCGCGAACAUCAAAGGCCUGCCAUCUCCAACCCCGGGUAUCUUUGAGGCUCUGAGAGAGCGAUCUGAUAGCCGGCUUAGCGCCAGGGACAGGAAGCCAGAUGGGCUCCAACUGCACUUUCGGCCCGGCGAAUCCUCGCACGACGAAAUGAAUCAAUCCGACACGAUGACUGCUAGCUUUCGAAGUCCUCCAUCGACUGCAAACAGUUUUAGCACAACUAAAAGCCCUAGCGUUAGCGGCCGAAGUAUCGAUCAGUACAUCAGCAGCUUAGACGAGGCGAGCUACCAUGCACGAAAGCAGCAUCGCCGUGGACGACGAAACACAGACGAAUCGAACGUCUUGAGUUCACGGAAAACCAAGAGUAGGACUGCAUCCAAUGAUACCCGCGGCCGAAACGAAAAGCGUUACGUGCAGCCUGCUAAGCGAUCUCCUUCGUCUCCGGUUCCUAUGUCUCCGGAGGAACUGGCGUCAUACAGUUCCAAGCAACCCUCGAAGGCUCGAAGUACUAGUAGAGUGCGCAAGCCGCGCUCGAGAAACUCGUCGGAACGUCGCAACAACCGCUCUACAAGUCGUCACACUUCCGGUCGCGUUGAUGACCCGUCCACCCGUGGACGCAGCACCGACAGAGGGCUGCGGAACGUUUCCCCGCCAUCUCCAGUCCCCAUGACUAACCCGGAAGACGCUCUGAAGUUUGUUGCCGGAGACAGAGAAAGGAGAACUCGCCAGCGGAGUAGAAGCCGACGUCCUUCCGCCUCGAGACGUGAGCCCUCUGCUGACGGACGCCGAACCCGACCUGGAUCUCGUACCCGCCAGGAGUCUGAUCCCAAGUCGACUACGGAGACCGAAUUUAGAGUGCCUUCGACCAACGACUAUGUCCAGAUAGAUAUACCGGUUGAGAACCCCCAGGAAACUCAAGUACAAUCCGUCGAAGAGGUCAUGGACAUUCCUGCGCCCAUCCUCUCCCCUUCGACAGUUGCUGAGAUGAGGAGGAAGGAGCUCGCAGCCGCUGAGCUCGAAGCACGUCGACUCUCGCUUGCGCGUAAUCCGUCGGCGCCUAAUAUCCCCUUUCCUGGCGAGAUCCAGUAUACCCGUGGUAUCCUGGAGAGUCCUCCGUUUCACGUCCAGUCUUUCACACCCCGUACUCCAGGGCGGAGCAUGAUUCCUCCAAAGACCUCGCCGGACUAUCCCAGCAGCUCUGACUCGAACUCGUCCAGGGCAGGCGUGCCGCUAGGACUGCCGGCGACACCUAGGGCUAUGCGCCAUCCGAAGUACAGUGGACCUUCAGAGAGCGAACCCAUGCCACCUCCACCACCUCCUCCCCCAAGCGCUCCCCCGCAAAUCGACCACGCUCCACUGCUACUCAGUGAUGCCAGAUACCAAGGUGAAGCCGAGCGAAUCCCUCGCUCAAUGUCAGUCCCCGUACCAGAGGCCCAACCGCCCAGCCGACAUGUAGAUAUGCCCAUGCAUCCGCACUUCAACCCAAACCUCCCACGCAGUCGCUCAUCGGAUCGCAACCGGGCCAUGCAACACCGCCGGAAGAGCUCACGCGAACUGUCGAACGGCGGGAACUACAAUUACGGCACCUCGCCUGUGACAGUGAGUAUUGAGGAAACAAUGGAGAAGGUGAUGCCGCCAAUUCUCCCUGAGCUGCAGCACCUCAACACGCCUCCGCCGCCUCCUCCGAUCCCGGCCUCCACGACCUCUCGCGAAUCGUCGGGGACAAUCGACAUCGCCAUUGACAAUGAAGGCCUUGGCCGCCUCCUUCCCCGCGCCAUGACCGCCGGUCCGGCACUUAGCACCGAAUCCAAACCAACAAUCAUCCGCCGGAUGUCGCUCGAGCACCGCCGGAACCGCAGCGUCAACGAGUCUUUGAGCUCGAGAAUUCGCAACCUCACUCGCCGGAGCAGCCGUGGUUCUGAUGCAUGGGGAUCUCCCACUGACAACCGUGGUUCGUACGACGGCGUGCCUGUGACUGAUGGUGGCCGUAUAUGA